Molecule: messenger RNA, 3742 nt
Organism: Oryzias latipes (Japanese medaka)
Lineage: Eukaryota; Metazoa; Chordata; Actinopteri; Beloniformes; Adrianichthyidae
Source: RefSeq, a predicted model, not a curated record
CACGUGUGUUUACAAACGGUCGCAUCCGGUUAGUAGCCCUCCAUCUGCAUGUGCUAAAACUGAACGUCUAUUUGAUCGAAUUGUGCAGUUUUUUGGCGGCAUGGUUCCUACAGGGUAGACAAAAGGCCACCCACACAUUAACAGGCAUGUUAAAAAUAUUUAUUUAGUUUUAUUGGCUAAUUGGCAGUCUGUGUUCAGAUGUACAAGAAGUUAGCAUCACAGUUAGCUAGGUAACUUACAUGAUGAUCCAGUAAGUUUGUUAGCAGAUAUUCUCUUUCUUCCACAUUAACUCAUUCAACAGUUGCAAGCUUUAUUAUUAUUUUUUUAAUGUUGCUUUUCGUAAAACGUAUACAUUACCUUUACUCUGGCUCUGUUGUUCUGAGGUAGAUCUAGAUGUUUGUUACCUCUGUUGUCAAUGUGUCAUGUUCUCUGGUCGUGUUUUAUUUAACCUCACGUUGCAGUUCUCAAAAACUCUCGAUUUACUAAAUGCAUUCAAAGAGUUGUCAUAUAAUUAUAAGAAGCAGUUUUCUGUGUAUACGUAUUGCUGCGGAAACGUCACAGCUUUAAAACCUCCUGUACACUCGUUCCGACAUCAGGUUCGAGCACAGACUGGUCUUUACCUGCACAACAUGAAGCCAGCCACCAUCUAUGGAAGAGAAACCAUAGAAGUAGGGUUAGAUGAAGAUGAGGAAGAUGGAGGAGAAAGUCGGGAUGGACCUGAGCCUGGAGCGCCUCUGGAGCACAAAAUGACCACAGAUCAGGUGGAAACAGUGAGCAUGGCUGUCAAUGAAGUCUCCAAAUUGUCAGGUCCUCCAGCAUCAAGCAAGAAACCCUCAAAGAGUCAAAAGAGGAGGGAAAAGAAGAAUCUAUUUAGAAAAAAGUUCAAGGCCUCUAAUAUUUCUGCUGACUUGAUGUCAGAACUUCCAUUUGCACUUACCAGCCCCACCACAUGGAAAGAACUGGGCUUCCCUAUCCCAGAGGCAGCAGAGAAAAAGAGAAAGAGAAAAAGGGGCGACCGAGUGGACAGCGAGGAGGACGGAGACGGUAAAAAGAAGAAAAGAGAAGAAAGCAAGCGACCCAACUACUUCCUUUCCAUCCCCAUCACUAAUACUCAGAUAACCUCAGCUGUUACUGAGGUCCAGGAAAGCAUGCUUCAGCAGGAGCCCCGACUCGCCAAAGCCAUGAUCCCUGUCCCGACUCUUCACAUCACACUACUGGUCACUCAUCUGGCCAAUCAGGAGCAAGUAGACCUAGCCGCGGCAGUGCUGGGUCAGGCUGAGCCGGCGGUGGCUGAGCUCCUGGGUGGGCGGGAUCUGGUGCUGCCCUUCUCGGGGAUCAGACAUUUCCGGAAGGAUGUGGUGUUUGUGGGACUGGCUGAUGGGCAGCACAGACGCACGCUGGACCGGCUGGCAGAGUUGUUGAGGAGCCGCUUCGAGGAGCAGGGUCUUCUGCAGGGAGACUGCCGGGACUUUGAACCCCACCUCACCAUCAUGAAACUGUCCAGGGCAUCCAAACUACGCUCUCAGGGUGUGAAGCGCGUUGAUCCAUCUCUGUAUGCAGAAUAUACAAACAAAUUCUUUGGAAGCCUGACGGUGGAGCGGGUGGACCUGUGUUCUAUGUUAAAAAAGAAGCAACAAGAUGGAUAUUACCACACGGAAACGUCACUACAACUGGAUUUGACUCAGAGUCCACUCCAUACCACACGCUCAAGUGGGCGUCGCCGGUCUGAACCCGAUGAGGCGGAGCUUCUGAAAGUGAGCAAACGAUUGGUGGAGGACGCCAUCAAUCGUGCUUUGCAACAGUACAAGCAGGAAACACUUCAAAAUGGGGGCGGUCCCAACGCAACUGCGACGAAGCCCCCAGGAAGUACAGAGGAAACCUCUGCCAAGACGGACACUAUAGCAAAUUCCACAGACAACAGGAAGUGACAUCAUCUGGCGCGUCGUGAUUAAGCAAGCAGCCCUGAAAACCUCAACUCGGGCUCGAUGACCAGGAGAGAAAUUCCUUACGUUGAAGGCGUGACGCCUAAACCAGCCUACCGGUCAUCCACCCAUCUAGACAUGCUGGACCUGCUCCCAGCUGAGCUAGCUAUACUACUUUAUAUUACAGCUUCAAAUCAAAGCCAGUCGACCGUUCCAACUGGUCAGCGAGUUGAUCCAGUUUGACUGAUUCUGCUGUCAAACAUCAAAGAGGAAGCGGCCCCAAUGACACGUUCACUUCACUGUGACCUGCCACGCACAAACUGCCCUUUUAGAACAAGAUGUUUAUCUUUUAUACACAGUUUGGGUAGUUAUAUAGAAGAUCUAAUAAAGGACCCCAUCGAUCCUGCCGAUUCCAGUGGAAAAUCUAAAGUAUAUGGCUACAGUCGAUAACCAGUGAAACCUGUUUCUUGCACUUUGGUUGAGCCUUGAUGGUUGGUUUGUUCACUACACAACAUGGAUUCCUUUUUUUUUUCAGCGUUUUCUUUUAAACCUAAGACUUCCGCCGGCGCUCCCAAACAGCAGCAGAGGUUACAAGCUAGUAAAAGGUUUUGAAUAAAGCAGAUCCAUUUGGGAGGAAACUUGGACAAAGUGGUCUGUUGAUCCAAAGUGGACCUUUUUGCUUGGAUCCACGGACGGCCGUCGUGAUCUAAAACCACUGAAAACGCUAACACAACAAAAGACGAUGAGAGACGGCGGCGGCGAUGCCAGGAAAGAAUUCACUACACUCUUAAGUGGCCAAGAACACGUCUUGACAUCAACAGUGCCAAAACCUCAAAGAAAACUGUCCAACCUUCACUUCCUGUCUGCUUGUGCGUGGAUCUCCUUCUUUUUUUUUUUUGCAUAUGAUUAUGUGUGAAAACCACAGGCUUAAUAUUUAUUACAUGAGUGUUCAACAUGUGUGACACAUGGGAGUCAGUGCUGUCUAGAGUUUUUAGCCCGAUCUUAGAAGUUCUGUUAUUUGGUUGUUUUUCAAUUUAACCUUUAUUUUGAAAUUGUAACAUCCAGAUUGUUACCCAUCAAUGGAAAACUAAAAGCAAUGAUUGGAUGGACUUGAGGCCAGCAAAACAGCAUUUUGAUCAAGUUGAAUGUUUGUUUAGUUUAGAAAUUUUUUUUGCUGUUAAAGUAAAAAAAAGAUUAGGAAAAUAAUCCCUGUUAGAAAAAUAUACUUUAAAUGAAGAUUUUAUGUUUUUUAAAGGAGACUAUAACUACUUAGUUUGUAUUUUUCAAACCUUAAAAAGCACAAAAUUGUCUUUUAACAACAAAGCAGUCCAAAAAAAAAAAAAGAGUAGAAAUCUUUUAUUUCUGGGUUGUUUUAAGUGCAAAGGUGAAAAGGAUUUGCCAAAGUCUUUCCAAAUAAAAUGAAGCUGUGGCUGAAGGGUUAAAUUCUUGAGUUAAAUGUAAAAUGAAGAAAAUGUAUGAUGGAGUGGAAUGGGUUUUUGACAUCCAUGGAUGAAAGCCGAAAGGUCAAAAACACAGGAACACACAAAAUCAACAAAUCCCCUUUAAAGCACAGAAAGACCUGUUGUCUGUUCAUCAGUGUGUUUGUGUUUGCAGGAGGCGCACCUCUCUGAGUCAGUCACGCCUCCGUCGGGCACUUAGUGUGUGUGAACACACUCUCACCUCUUGUGUUUUUUUUACUCCCGUGUGCUCAUGUGUGUGCCGGGCCGUGUGGGUGUGUUCUUUGUACUGUGUUCUGUAGAUCCCAGCUCUGACAUGUUUGAACAAUAAAAGAGGAUAUGAGAUUCAAAAGUGAUAACUCA